Molecule: messenger RNA, 600 nt
Organism: Metarhizium robertsii ARSEF 23
Lineage: Eukaryota; Fungi; Ascomycota; Sordariomycetes; Hypocreales; Clavicipitaceae
Product: kinetochore protein SPC24
Exons: 2
Coding region: 1-600 (199 amino acids)
Source: RefSeq, a predicted model, not a curated record
AUGCUACUCUCAGAAGACCCCGCAACACUCAUCAGCCACACAGUAAACAACUUUAACAUUGACCCAGACAAACUCGCCAUCUCCCGCAUCAGCGAGUCACUUUCAACCCUCCAACAAGCCCGUGAACUGCGUAUGCGCGAUGCCGAAUCAUCUCUCAAAAAGCUGGCCCGCCAACUAAACACGCUCUCCUCGCAACACGCGGAGCUAACGUCCUCUCACUCCGCGACUGACCACGCGUCCAAAAUUGCGACACUGGACACUCGCAAGUUCCGCACCGCAAAGGCAGCCAGCGAUGCGGAGAUGGAGGCCGAGCGGCUGGCACAGCAGGCGGCGGACCUGAGUGCGCGGCUGCAAGAGCUCGACCUGCAAGGGGUCGAGGGCGACGAGAAUGCGCGGAGGAGAGACGCAGUGGACGACGAGGUCCUUUUGCGGUUAAAGGUGUACAGGAGUCUGGGGAUCGAUAUCGAGCGGGACGAGAAGGAUGGGGAGUGGACUAGGGCAGUGGUGAGGAACGAUGGCAGAGGGGAUGUCCACGUUGUUAAUAUGGACAAGAAGUUUUCCAGGUACUUCUACGCCAAUUACUUCUGGCAGACGUUGUAG